UGUAGAAAGGGUUGUAACCGGUUAUGGAACCUGAAACAACACGAGAAAAUACACACAAGGGAGAAGCCUUACCACUGCUCCCAGUGUGGAAAGAGUUUUAAGCUUUUAGGAACCCUUAAAGCCCACGAGAAAAUACACACAGGGGAGAAGCCUUACCACUGCUCCCAGUGUGGAAAGAGUUUUAAGCUUUUAGGAACCCUUAAAGCUCAUGAGAGAAUACACACAGGGGAGAAGCCUUACCACUGCUCCCAGUGUGGAAAGAGUUUCAAACGGCCUUGUCGUCUGAAACAACACGAGAGAAUACACACAGGGGAGAAGCCUUACCACUGCUCCCAGUGUGGAAAGUGUUUCAGCAGUUUAGGGGAGCUGAAACGACAUGAGAUAAUACACACAGGGGAGAAGCCUUACCACUGCUCCCAGUGUGGAAAGUGUUUCAGCAGUUUAGGGGAGCUGAAACGACAUGAGAUAAUACACACAGGGGAGAAGCCUUACCACUGCUCCCAGUGUGGAAAGAGUUUCAAUCGGCCUUGUCAUCUGAAACAACACGAGAGAAUGCACACAGGGGAGAAGCCUUACCACUGCUCCCAGUGUGGAAAGUGUUUCAAUCGGUCAGGGGACCUGAAACAACACGAGAGAAUACACACAGGGGAGAAGCCUUACCACUGCUCCCAGUGUGGACAGUGUUUCAAUCGGUCAUGGGACCUGAAACGACACGAGAGAAUACACACAGGGGAGAAGCCUUACCACUGCUCCCAGUGUGGAAAGUGUUUCAAUCGGCCAGAGGACCUGAAACAACACGAGGGAAUACACACAGGGGAGAAGCCUUACCACUGCUCCCAGUGUGGAAAGUGUUUCAGCCAGAAAGGAGGCCUGACCCAACACGAGAGAAUACACACAGGGGAGAAGCCUUACCACUGCUCCCAGUGUGGAAAGUGUUUCAAACAGCCAGAAUAUCUGAAACGGCACGAGAGAAUACACACAAGGGAGAAGCCUUACCACUGCUCCCAGUGUGGAAAGUGUUUCAAUCGUUCAGAGGACCUGAAACAACACGAGAGAAUACACACAGGGGAGAAGCCUUACCACUGCUCCCAGUGUGGAAAGUGUUUCAGCCAGAAAGGAGGCCUGACCCAACACGAGAGAAUACACACAGGGGAGAAGCCUUACCACUGCUCCCAGUGUGGAAAGUGUUUCAAACAGCCAGAAAAUCUGAAACGGCACGAGAGAAUACACACAGGGGAGAAGCCUUACCACUGCUCCCAGUGUGGAAAGUGUUUCAACCAGAAAGGAAGCCUGACCCAACACGAGAGAAUACACACAGGGGAGAAGCCUUACCACUGCUCCCAGUGUGGAAAUAGUUUUAAGGUGUUAGGAACCCUUAAAGCUCAUGAGAGAAUACACACAGGAACGAAGCCACACCAUUGCUCUCAGUGUGGAAAGAGUUUUAAGCGGUUAGACACCCUCAAAGCUCAUGAGCGAAUACACACAGGGGAGAAGCCAUGCCAUUGCGCCCAGUGUGGAAAGAGUUUUACCCAAUUAGGAAGCCUGAAAGAACACAUGAGACUGCACACAGGGGAGAGGCCUUACCACUGCUCCCAGUGUGGAAAGAGUUUUAACCAGUCAGGAAGCCUGAAAGCUCACGAGCGAAUACACACAGGGGAGAAGCCUUACCACUGCUCACAUUGUGCAAAGCGUUUUAUCCAAUUAGGAAGCCUGAAAGAACACAUGAGUGUGCACACAGGGGAGAAGCCUUACCACUGCUCCCAGUGUGCAAAGCGUUUUACCCAUUUAGGAAACCUGAAAGAACACAAGAGACUGCACACAGGGGAGAAGCCUUACCACUGCUCCCGGUGUUCAAAGCAUUUUACCCAUUUAGGAAACCUGAAAGCUCAUGAGCGAAUACACACAGGGGAGAAGCCUUACCAUUGUUCCCACUGUGGAAAGCGUUUUAACUAUUCAGGGAAGCUGAAGGAACACAUGAGACUGCACACAGGGGAGAAGCCUUACAAAUGCUCAGACUGUGGGAAGACAUACAAUAGAUCUGGGAACCUGAAAAAACACGAGAGAAUACACACAGGGGAGAAGCCUUACCACUGCUCCCAGUGCGGAAAGAGUUUUAGCGAUUUAGGGAACCUGAAAAAACACGAGAGAAUACACACAGGGGAGAAGCCGUACCACUGCUCCCAGUGUGGCAAGUGUUUUAAACAGUUAGGGAAUCUGAAAGAACACGAGAGAAUACACACAGGGGAGAAUUCUUACCACUGCUCCCAGUGUGGCAAGUGUUUUAAACAGUUAGGGAAUUUGAAAGAACACGAGAGAAUACACACAGGGGAGAAUUCUUACCACUGCUCGCAGUGUGGAAAGAGUUUUAACCGGUCAGGGAAUCUGAAAAAACAUGAGAGAAUACACACAGGGGAGAAGCCUUACCACUGCUCCCAGUGUGGCAAGUGUUUUAAACAGUUAGGGAAUUUGAAAGAACACGAGAGAAUACACACAGGUGAGAAGCCUUACCACUGCUCCCAGUGUUUAAAGGGUUUCAGCCAGCUGGCGAAUCUGAAACGGCAUGAGAGAAUACACACAGGGGAGAAGCCUUACCACUGCUCCUUGUGUGG
This is a messenger RNA of Salvelinus namaycush (lake trout), 2609 nucleotides long. RefSeq names its product zinc finger protein 729-like. Gene Ontology annotation, biological process: regulation of transcription by RNA polymerase II. Gene Ontology annotation, molecular function: DNA-binding transcription factor activity; RNA polymerase II cis-regulatory region sequence-specific DNA binding. The annotation marks the transcript as partial. The record is from RefSeq and is a predicted model, not a curated record. The transcript has 4 exons. Lineage: Eukaryota; Metazoa; Chordata; Actinopteri; Salmoniformes; Salmonidae.